AUGUCUUUCUCGGCUCUUCCCAUUCCAGUCAAAAAUGUCAAGGAGAAGACUGAGAAGCCGAAAGUGGCAGUUCGGAAGGAUAGAUGGAAAGUCCUUCAAAAAGCCGGUACACAUGUACUACCUAUUAUGAUCACUAUUACUUUAUUGUUCUUGAAUGGGUAUAACACAUACGCGAACUCGUUGGGUAUUGCUGACGCAAAAGUAAAUACUCGGCUCAAUGGACUGCAAUUCGUGGCCAAAGUCCACGAGAUACUUAUCGGGAUUUCUUUGUCAACAAUUAUAUUGUCUUUUUUACAGCAUGAAGCUUUACGUCAAGGAAUACCCCUUGGGGGAUUUCUCAUUGCUUUCAGAAUCACCGAUCUUGGGUCGCUUGUCAGCCCGGAGUUGUGGGCUGCAGGUACAUUUGGACAUCAUUUCAAGCGUCGCUUGUUAUUUAUUGUCAUGUCACUCUUUGCUAUGAUCCUAGCUGCUGUCUCUGGACCUGCGUCUGCAAUAUUGAUGUUGCCAUCUUUGGACUGGUGGAUUGUCCCAACGACAAAAUAUUCGUCCUGGUCUACUACCCAUUUUACCCUAAACGCAGAAAAGUCUCAAGUUUGGCCUAAACAAGUCGAUAAUUCGAGCUUUGAUACGUUCUGCGCUUCCGAGUCUAACAAAUUCUCAGACAAUUGCGCAGCAGGUGGCUUCUCGGCAAUCCGGGCAUGGGUUGACAGACCCAGUUCACAAGAAUCACAGUAUUCGUGGAACAUUACCAUGCCAAUGAACUCAAAACAAGCUUCCUACAAUCGAUUCAUUGGUGGCGCAUCAAGCUUUCAAAGAGAUCUAAAGAUGGAUGGCUUCUAUAAUACAUAUACUUGGUGUUUGAGUCAAACUGUAUCUGUACCAACAGGCUCACUUGUCACAUCAGUUGCCCAGAUGGUGGGGUCACAAAAUGAAACAUCCAGAUUUCAAGCAUUGAUUAACGGCGAAGAUCCUCCUGCACCACAGGUAGUUGCAGCUUGCAUGGGCAGGGACUAUAACAUAACAAAUGGAUCAAUCAAAGGAUACAAGACGCUCGAUGAUCUACCGCUGCCAUUCUUAAACAGAGAUACGUCUCAGGGUAGAUAUGAGCAGUCAGAAGUUCGACAUGCACUUCAGAUGUGGGAUAGCGCUCGGGGAGGACCCUCAGCGACAUGGAUGCAGCCUAAAAAUAAGACUGCCAACUCACCAUCCAUAGGGGUCGUAAUGUUUGAUCGUUAUCAAGGGGGUUUAGGUGUGCAGAAUAACCUUACUUCCAUUACUAAUAGACAGAGUUGGUACCUUGUUCGCAUUUCCUCGUGUUCCUUGUUCGCUGGGUGGCAGGCGUCUAAACUCUACAUUGACCCCACAAGAGAUAGGUAUAUCCAUUCACCUAGCACCACCAAUCCAACACAGAGUCUUGAUAAUUGGAUGCGAGAUUUUACUGAUUCAACGAAAACCAUGCGUACAGUGCAAAUCGAUGCCAAGUGGGCAAAUGCUGCCUUGCCACCAAAUGAUAUAAUAUUGCCUCUGGCAUCUUCUUCAUUUGGUACCAACAACGAUAAUCCAUUAGGCAUGAUAGCGACAACUUUCAUUUCAGAUACAAUGUCAAGGAUUCCAUACAUGAUGAACAUAGGUUUCAAAGUCUUGAUUCCUACGGUGGCACCGAACCAUAACUUUACUACUUUAUCCGAUGUUCCCAAAGAAGUUACAGAUAUCCACAUUAAGCGCUUCCGUUAUGGCUACAGUUACUCUCUCCAAGGCUCUACGAGAAGUUUGGCAGUAUUCAUUCUUGUUCUACACAUGUUAUUAGCCCUAAUACAUGCGGUGCUCAUUUAUUGGCACGGAUACACAAACAAUAUCCUCGAGUCACUUACUGAGAUCCUCGCACUUGCAAUCAACUCUCCGCCAUCAUCGAAUCUUGAUAAUACAUGUGCUGGAAUUGAGAGGGUCAAUACAUACAAAAAGAUUAUAAGAGUCCGAGAGGUAUCUUCCUCGCAUUUGGGAUUGAUUGUUGGUGAUGACGGUGAUAUUACCACUGAAGAGGUGAUGGCGGAUAAGAAGUAUGGAUGUCUACGAGAGGAGUGA
This is a messenger RNA of Botrytis porri, 2082 nucleotides long. RefSeq lists its product as uncharacterized. Bases 1 to 2082 code for a protein of 693 amino acids. NCBI's taxonomy places the organism in Eukaryota, Fungi, Ascomycota, Leotiomycetes, Helotiales, Sclerotiniaceae. The record is from RefSeq and is a predicted model, not a curated record. The transcript has a single exon.